Messenger RNA from Planococcus citri (citrus mealybug), 3016 nucleotides. RefSeq lists its product as uncharacterized. The coding region runs from base 195 to 2855 and encodes 886 amino acids. The transcript has 3 exons. The record is from RefSeq and is a predicted model, not a curated record. NCBI's taxonomy places the organism in Eukaryota, Metazoa, Arthropoda, Insecta, Hemiptera, Pseudococcidae. Gene Ontology annotation, molecular function: protein binding.
GGUGCAGUGAUCUUCAAGUCACAAACAGUUCUGAUUGGCCAGUGAUAAAAUAAACAGGAAAUUUGAGAAUGAGAUGAUAAGAUGAAGAUGAAAGAUGAAAUUACGAUUUACGAUGAUAACGAUGAUGGUCAGUUUGUUCUUCACGAAUGUAGAAUUUAAAUAAUUAUUCAAGUUACACGUACGACAUUAAAUGCAUGUUUUUCAUCGAGAUAGUUGAAAAUAUAAUCCCUGGAAACAUCAUGGAUUCCUCAGAACCAUCGAUACAUCAUCAAAAUACAAACAGAUUUAUGAGAAGUCAGUACUACGAUGUGAUGGUGAAAGUGGACGCGGAUGUUUAUUAUCUGAAUAAGCUACUGCUAGCUUUGAAAUCAGACUACUUCGAGAAACUAUUAACUGAAUAUUCCGACCAAAAAGAAUGCAAUUUAAUACAGCUACCGGUAAUGGAUACCGAUACGUUCUCUGCCAUAGUCGAUAUGAUAUACGGUAAAGAACUGGCAUCUGUUUUAAACGACGACAACUACGUUUCUUUGCUAAUAGCGAUGGACUACUUGCAAAUGGACAUCGAUUCGAUGAUUUACGCAAAUUUCAUAGAACAAAAACCUACCGCAGAUGCGAGAAUAUUCACCUUGUACAAUUACAUACGAGACAAUCCGAACAUGCAGUACUUGAUAGUGCCAAUUUUAAAAUAUAUAUCUGAGCAUUUCAUAGAUUUGCGUAGUAACAAAGAAUUGUUAUCCUUAUCGCUCGACCAUUUCGCAAUUAUUUUACAUAAAGCCAGCACCGGAGCGCGCGGUCUCCAUAUAAUACGUCAAACGUGUCAAAUUUGUGCCGAAUGGAUUCAUGACGAUAUCAAAAAUAGACUUCCUCAUGCUGCACAGCUUCUAAAUGCUGCUAAACUAAAAUUACAUAUUAAAGGUGUACACGAUGCACAUUUCAACGUACAAUUACCCCAAAUCACCGAACACAUGACACCAGAAAUACUAGCGAAACUGUUUCGUAAAUGUUUAGUUUUCGAUGGCGAAAUCAAUCCGGUUCACGACGAGUUGCUGAAAGAUGUGAACUAUAACGAGAACGAAAUUCCCAUCGGUUCUAAAAGAAACCAGCUAGAAAAGUUGGCAAAAUUCGUAGAAAACAAUUACUUUUACGAUACCGAAGUCAAAGUUGAAGAGAAAAUCUAUAAACUACAUCGAUUCAUGCUGAAUUCAGCGUCCGGCUAUUUUAAUGAAAAUUCUUCCAAGCAGUCCAACACAAACACUCAAAGCUCCGAAGCAUUAACCCAGCAACCGAUUAGAAUCAACGAGUAUUUGCUUCGUGGCGUUGAUCAAAUAACGUUCGACAUGAUCGUCAAAUACAUUUACUUCAACGAAUUGCAAAUAACAUCCGAAAAUAUAACUUGCCUGUUGAAAGCUGCCAAUAUGCUGAAGAUUGAGAAAUUAUUCCACGAUUGUAUAUCGUGGAUGAAGGAGAACAUCGAAGAAGUUUGUACGAAAAUCCUUAUCAUCGAUGAAUGUACUCGUAUCGACAGAUCGUGGAUGGAGGAGAAUAUCGAAGCAGUUUGUUCGGAUAUUUUAACCGGAACUGUGAUUGGCGACGAGUUAUCAAUCUAUUCGAUUUCUUUCGAUACGUUGGAGGAUUUACUCUUGUCAUCGUCAGUUUGCUGUCGUAAUGCGCAUCAACUCUUGGAAAUAUGCUCGAAAUGGGUAAUGCAUGAUGUAAAAAAUCGAUACCAUUUGAUACCUCAGAUCGCACUUGCUAUAAAUCGCAAUCGCAUGAUAGAUCACGAUGAUCAUAAAAUGCAAGAUGUCGAUUUCAACAACCUCUCUGAGCAAUCGAUUCGAGAUAAAUUGUGGAAUAUUUUAUCUUCGACUUCGCUGAUUUCUUCCGCGUUCGGUACGAAGAUGCCAAACAAAGGUACGAAGAGGAAGUUACACGAAAUACCUGUAUUUUUAGCAUGGACCGGUGACGAUAAAAUUCAUAUACUCAACUCUAAUUUAGAUCAAAUCGAGUCAUUUUGUUUCGUCGAGUAUACUCCCAACCUUAUUAAUCAGUACUUUAAGUUUGCGGCGACUUUAAUUAGUGAUAAUUUGUUCAUUAUGUUCAGUGUGCUAGGUGUUUUUCGUACGUUUUACGCUUAUAACGUACCUUCGAGAAAAUUCAUUUCCUUGAAUAGAAAUAAUCUAACCGUGAAGGAAUACUCGCUGUUGCAGAGAUACUGGCUGUUGAAUUGUCGCGGCCAAAUUUACUGCUGUUUUAAACAGGGCAGUGUAUUCAAAUACUGGACGGAAUUGAACCUUUGGAUGAUAUUUUCAGCCGAGCCAAAGUUUGGUAAUAUUGAAGCAAAGAAACGCGUAUGGUUCACAAGUGAUGGAAAUGAAUUGUACAGGAUGUAUCAAAUGUCCGACACCGAGUUAGGGCAGUACGUUAUAGAAGCAUUUAAUUUCCAAGAAGACUUAUGGCUGAAAAAAACGUCUUUUAAAGUGAUACAAUAUUCUCUCCAUGUUCCCAUCAACCUAACCAUCACAAGUGGUAAUACACUUACUGUAAUUUUCGCUUCGUGCUUCAAAUUAUUUGACCAAAAUACGAGAGUAUGGAGUCACGUUUCUUGGGCUGAGGGUACCCGUACUCGUGGGUCGAUUCGAAACACACCUUUCGCCUUCACUCAGUAUCAAGAUAAACUUAUACAUGUGUUAGGGAAUAACCUGUAUCAAAAGUCCCAUGAAGAUCCAAGAUGGCAGUUGAAAAAAGAAUUACCGCUGAGAUCUGACUUAUCGUCGUCGUCUCGUUCCAGUAUGCGAGUCGAUGUGACGCCUUACCCUUAUAAGUACGCGUAUAUUACUGCCAUUCAUGUAUUCUAAUGCAUGUAACUUUGUGAUCAAGUUACCAAGUCAUUUUUUACUUCUUAUUUAUCAUUUUAUGGAAAUGACUGAUUUAAUUUUAAGCAUUCUGUUUUGUACUUCGUUCGUCAGAAUUUUGAAAACACCAUACCCCUUCUGUAAGAAUAUAUGCGUUUGUUGAA